Eutrema salsugineum is the source of this 1208-nucleotide messenger RNA. RefSeq names its product F-box/kelch-repeat protein At3g23880. The transcript has a single exon. Gene Ontology annotation, molecular function: protein binding. The coding region runs from base 20 to 1135 and encodes 371 amino acids. The record is from RefSeq and is a predicted model, not a curated record. NCBI's taxonomy places the organism in Eukaryota, Viridiplantae, Streptophyta, Magnoliopsida, Brassicales, Brassicaceae.
GCUCUAGAUUCCUCUGCUCAUGGAGGAAACCACCACUGAGAGCUUCUUCUCUCCUCCUAAUCUUCCUCCUGAAAUGAUGGAAGAGAUUCUCUUAAGACUACCCGUAAAGUCAUUAACGCGAUUCAAAAGCGUUUGCAUCUCGUGGAGAUCUUUGAUCUCAGAGACUCUGUUUACUCUAAAACACGCUUUACUCUUGGAGGGGUCCAAAGCAACCACUCGUAAGAAGAGCCCAUACGGUGUCAUCACAACUUCUCGGUACCAUCUCAAGUCGUGCUGCGUCGACUCUCUGUACAAUGAGUCAACGACCAACGUUUUAGAGCAUGAUGGUGAGCUUUUAGGCAGAGAUUACUAUCAAGUGGCGGGGACUUGCAACGGAUUGGUCUGUUUCCAUGUAGAUUACAACAAAAGCUUCUACUUGUGGAACCCGACUCUCAAGCUUCAACAAAUAUUAUCUGGUUCGGAUCUUGAAACGAGCGAUGAGGUUAUUGUAACGUAUGGGUUUGGUUAUGAUGAAUCUGAAGAUGAUUAUAAAGUGGUUGCAUUGUUGCAACAAAGACAACAACAACUGAAGACAGAGGCAAUGAUUUAUUCAACGAGACAAAAGCUAUGGAGUAGAAGCAGCAACACUUGUUUCCCAUCUGGAGUUGUUGUUGCUGACAAAUCAAGAUCCGGAAUCUACAUUAAUGGGACUCUAAACUUUGCAGCUACUCACUCUGACUCAUCAUCCUCAUUGUCGACCAUCUUAUCGUAUGAUAUUUCACGAGAUGUGUUCAAGGAGCUUCAUGGGCCAAGUUGUUGCAAGAGAGGAUGUUUUACAUUGACGCUUGGAGAUUUGAGAGGAUGUCUUUCGAUGGUUUGUUAUUGCAAAGGUGUAAAUGCAGAUGUUUUGGUGAUGAAGGAGGAGUUUGGAGGAGGAGAAUCUUGGUCUAAACUCUUGAGCAUUCCCGGUUUGACUGAUUUUGUUCGACCGCUUUGGAUCUCAAACGGUUUAGUGGUUUUGUUGGAGUUUAGAUCCGGUUUAGCUCUCUAUAACUGUGCCAAUGGAAAGUUUCAGUACCUAGUUUCAGACAGCUUAAGUAGUUGUCGCGACGCCAAAGUUUAUGUCAAGACUUUGAUUUCUCCAUGUGAUCUUUGACCUUUUAAGACUUGGUUCAGUUUAUAUAUAUGCACACCGUUAUUAUACAUCUAGUUAAAAAUCAUUUUCUUGA